AUGUUCAGGAAGAAAACAAGUGUGUGUGUUCAGUGGUUCCAGCAAUAUAGGAAGACUACUGAAUAUAAACUUUCAGAUCCGACUGUGGGUGUUGACUUUUUUGCUGGUCUCAUAGAAGUGAAAGAUGGCACCAUAAUAAAACUUCAACUCUGGGACACAGCUGGACAGGAGAGAUUCAGGUCCAUAACCAAAUCGUAUUACAGAAAUUCUGUCGGUGCUCUGCUUGUAUACGACAUCUGUAACAGAGCAAGUUUUGAACAUAUUCCUCUAUGGAUGAUGGAAGCCCGUAGGCAUAUAGAACCUCAUCGCCCUGUAUUUGCCCUGGUUGGCUGCAAGCUGGAUGUAGUGUUGGCUGGUGGAAGACGUGAGGUAUCGGGUGAAGAAGCACAUGCCUUUGCUGAGCAGCACGGCUUACAUCAUGUUGAAACUUCUGCGCGAACUGGUGUAAAUGUAGAAGAGGCAUUUCAUGCAGUAACCCAGGAAGUUUAUAACAGGAUACAAACUGGUGAAUACAAAGUGGUGGAUGGUUGGGAUGGUAUUAAAACUGGAUUUCAGCGCCCAAGUGGGUAUGACUUCAAUUUAGUUGAAACAGAACCUGCCAAAUCAACUUGUUGCUGAGAUGAUGUACUGAUA
Schistocerca gregaria is the source of this 633-nucleotide messenger RNA. Its product is annotated as ras-related protein Rab-39A-like. Gene Ontology annotation, molecular function: GTPase activity; GTP binding. NCBI's taxonomy places the organism in Eukaryota, Metazoa, Arthropoda, Insecta, Orthoptera, Acrididae. The transcript has a single exon. The record is from RefSeq and is a predicted model, not a curated record. Gene Ontology annotation, cellular component: Golgi membrane. The coding region runs from base 1 to 618 and encodes 205 amino acids.